AUGUCUAGAGAACUAGAGCGAGACUUUCUCAAUCUUUCGACUUGGAACUAUAAAUCUCAAAAUCAAGAAGUCAUUCAGCUUCCCCUAGCUCAAGAAUUCAAGCUCAUGCUGGUUGAUCAGUAUCCAUUUAGUUCUGAGAAACUGAUCGGAGUCUGGUACAUUUCUUCUCUAUAUCACGCUUGGUCAACAUUGGUGAAAAGUCAUCAAGUUAAGCAAGAUUAUGACAAUGAUGAUGAUGGCUUCGACUUCUCUGACACUGACGAAGGUAUUUUAAAAGAAGGACCUAACAAUUUUAAGCAUAAAAAGAUGAUGAAUCAGCACGAACUAAUACCUGUGACUACAAUGGAGCAUACUCAAUUCCAGCAAAGUUUGCAACAAUAGACUUAAUUCAGCAUGACUCAAAAUAAUUAGAGAUCAGCAUCACCUUAAAAGUAAUAGCUUGACAUUAGACCUGAAAAAUUGUCUGCUUUUGGCUAGUCAAACACUAUAGAUUACGCUUAGCAACAGUAAAAUUCAAAAGUCUUUUAGGAUAAAUCAAAUGGAUAUUAGAAUCAUACUUUUGAUAAAACACUUGCAAAAUAAUCUUAGAUUAGUAAUCUCCUAGUCGGAUCAAAGAGUUAAAGUUUCUUACACUCAAAGAGAAAUACUACAGAGAUAGGAAAUAACACAGAUUAGAGUAAAUUUCUUAUAAACUACAAUCAAAAUCAAACUAUAAGUCAUCCUGAGAAUAUCCAUCAUUAACACAACAAAAGCUAUCAGCCUGAAGCUGAUUUUCGCAAAGCUUAUAAAAAGCUGGAAUAAUAGAUGAAAGUUACAAGUUCCCUUUUAGCUCCAGUAGCUUAAACUUAAAGAUAAGGUUAGAAGUUUGAUCAUCAAGGCAAGACCUUUGACAGAUAAAGCUAAUCAUAUGGAAAUGGGAAUUAAAACAGCCAUCAAAAUGACAAAAAGUUUAAUGUGAAUGAAUUUAUUCAGAAAAAUAUAGAUUUUGAGGAGAAAAAGAAACAAAGACUUGUCCAACUAUAAGAAUAGCAAGAAUUACAAGACUUAGAGCAAUGCACUUUCGAACCGAAUAAGCAUAGAUCUCAAAGUGGCAAUAGAAAUGGUAAAAGAUAAAAUCAACAUAGGAAUCCUGAAUAGUUCUUAGAAGAUUAAGCUAAGAAGGAGGAAGAAAGGCAAAUUAGAUUAAACAUGCAAGCAGAGAUGAUAAUGGCGAAGCAAUAAGAGCAGUUAAAAGCUGCUCCCAGGAUUAAUGAUAAGUCCAAGAAGUUAUUGGAGAAGUAGAAAUUAUAAAGACCUUAAUAAAAUGAAAUAGAAGUUCAUUAAAGACUAUAUGCUCAAAACAAUAAGUAGAAGCUUUAAUAAGUUCUUCUAGCCAAUUAAGAUAUGGGUAGAAAUACUGAAAAAAGCCAAUUUGAGGGAAGUAUUUCCUAGAAUACUAACUUAAGUUUCAGACCAAAGAUUCAUAAAAAGUCCUAACUCAUUAAAAGAGACAAACCGAUUGAAGAUCAUUUAUAUGAUGAUGCUAAAAUGAGAAAGUAAAAAAAAGAAAAUAAAAUAUAAGAGGCCUCUAUUUAAGAAUAAUAUGCAUUGCAAAUGAUGUCUAGCAAGCAAUUAAGCGCAAAUUCUGAGAAAUAUUUUAUUCAGAAAUUUACUAAAGAAAUUAUCAGACAAUGGUAGACUUUACCCCUAGAUGAGAUAUCUUAGAGUAAUGAGACUCUAAACUAUUUGAUUUACAAGGAAUUCAUGGUAAGAUUGGGGUUUAUGGCUGAGAAACAUCUGAGUACAUCCUAAAGAGAAAAUGAUUCAUUGGAUUAGGAGAAAAGCAUUGUUUAUGAUCUAUGGAAAUAUCUAGGUGGAGAGGUUUAUAGUCAUAUUACAUUAAACAACCUAAGAAUAUUCCUCCUAGCUAUUAUGGGCACCUAUUUAGAACCUGGUUUGAAUAAGAAUGAGUAAGAGCUAAGGAAAGUACCAGGGACUUUAUAUGGAGAAUUUAAUUCUUCUGGAGAUUUAUUCUUGGAACUUAAUGAAAUUUCUCUUAUAUAAAAAGAGUUCCAUCAGCUGUAUUUAAAUAGAACACAAUUUGAGAGCAAAUAAAGAACUCUUAGAAAGUAAGAUAUGAUGAAUCUUCAAGAGUUUGAGUUCAAGCCAACUGUAAAUAAUAUUUCUAAGGAUAUAGCCUUGAAAUAUAGAGAGAAAUUAGAAGAGGUAUGUCAAGCAAAGCUCACUUCAAUAGAUUGGCUAAUUCAACCAGCUAAAAAUCCGAAAUGGCAGGAGACAGCCAAAGAGAUAGUUGAGCAAGAAUAAUUAAAAGAGUGCACCUUUAAACCAGAAGUGAGUACUUAUAGAAGGGACUCAAACAGAGGUAAAAGCCAAGAACUUAUGCAAAAUUUCAAUAAAAGAAAGGAUUCUUCUCAAAGUGCGGCUAAAAUAAGGAGUAGAGAGCUUAUGCCGAACUCUGGGAAUAAAUUCAAUGAUCUAUUCGAACUUAGCAAAAAGCUCUUGCCCAAAAAGGAGAAGAUGGACAAGUCAAAUGCUGACUAUGAAUUCGAGAGAAUGAAGGAUGAGCUGACUUUUCACCCAUAAAUAAUAUAAAGCUAAGAGAAUAGCUAUUUCAAGAAUCCAAAUUAGUCAAUGAUAACAAGCAAGAGCGUAACUAACAUAAGGGGAUCCUAAUAAACGAUACAGAGAUUAUAGAAAGCCAGAGAUGAAAAAGAGCAACUAAGACUUUUGAAUGAAUCAGGAAGACAUAGAAAUGAAAGUUAAAGCAAUAGAAAGGCAAGUCCUCACAGAAAUCAAUCUGAAAGCAGACAGCAAUCCACGACUGUUAAGCCUAAAAAAUUUAAUAAGGGGAACAUAUCAAUGUUAAGUAGCUCAGCUAAUGAUAAAAUCGAAUAUGCCCAGUCAAAUUAAAAAUACCAAGACCAUGACACUAGAACCAAUGAUCUACAAGGUACAAGAUAACUCGACCCAAGCACCUUUGACGAAUACCUUGGGGUAAAUAAAGAAAGCUCAAGAACUUAGUCUGUAAAAGAGCCUUUUCCUACUACACCUAAUGAAGAGAAAAUACCAAUGCUUUAUGUAGAUAUAAAUUUAGGGCAAGGUAACAUGGAGAGGGUAGUAGUAUUCCCUGGAAAUUCAGCGCUUGACCUAGCAAACGAUUUCGCAAAGAGACAUAAUCUCGAUAACGAUACAAAGCAAAAACUUAAAGACCUGCUAGACUAAUAGAUACAAAAUGUGGCUCUAAAUGGUAUACAAUGA
Molecule: messenger RNA, 3258 nt
Organism: Stylonychia lemnae
Lineage: Eukaryota; Ciliophora; Spirotrichea; Sporadotrichida; Oxytrichidae
Source: the annotation of a GenBank genome assembly